UCACAUUUAUUUGCGUUAAAGCUAUUUUUUUAUAUAUAUAUAUUUUUUUAGGUAUUGACAUUGCGUUUAUGCGCUAAAUCAUUUUUUUGCUAAAAAGCCUUGGAUGGAAACAUGGCUUCUAAACAUAGCUGGAAACAUCUGUCUGUCCGUCUGUCUGACCCACCUCUGGUCUUCUCCACAGCUUAAUGCAGAUUCAGAUAAUCCUAAUGUAAAGGAUGGUGCUGGUCUGGCCAGCUCUGAAUUAAACAAUAAGAUCAAACCGGAAAAACAACGAAUGGCAUUCUUUGACUGUCUCCGGAGGGGCAAGGUGGAGUCAGUGCCGACUCCCCUGCUUAAAGCGGAUCCAGCUAUUCCUGAUGUUAGGGAAGUUGUUGAUCCUGCAUCACAGUCAAAGACCUACGUUGGUCCGAAGAAACAGAAACAAAAGGCUUCAAAGAGCCGCAAAUCUAACCUCCAGGGAGAAAAAGUGACUGUUGUGCCAACUCAACAGCCCAAGGCUAUUUCAGAUAUUCCUGUUGGCAUGGAUGUUCCUGCUCUGGCCGGCCCCCAAUCAAAACCAAAGAUUCGUCCGGAUAAACGCAUGACAUUGACGCAACGCUUCUUUGGAUGCUUCCGGAGGGGCAAAGUGGAGUCGAUGCCGACUUCACAGAUUGAGGCCGAUCCAGCUAUCCCUGAUGCCAGGGAAGUUGUUGAUCUGGCAGAUUCUCAAUCGAAGAGUGUUGGCUUAAAGAAACAAAAACAAAAGGCUUCAAAGAGCCGCUCAUUUCACAACCCUUUUAGAAAAAAAGGGAAGAGUAAAGUGAAAAAAGAUGCCGAUCCAGCUAUUCCUGGUGCCAUGGAUGGUGCGGAUCUGGCCAGUUUUGGUGGCAUCGCUGCAGCCAAUGCCAGGCUACAGACGUUAGGUGCCAUCCCAGAGAAUAUUGGGUCAAAAGAUGUUGGAAAUCUUGAGGCAAAAGGUGGAAAAAAUCCCAGGCCAAAAGCUUUUGGAAAUCUCAGACUUCCUUGGUUUUUUAAUGCAAAAAUAACUAAAAAUCCUGUACCAAAAGAAGAAGGAAAUCCUGAAGCAAAAGCCCUUGAAAAUCCCAAAAAUCCCUUGUCAGAAGAUGAUAAAGUUGUCAGGCCAAAAGUUAUAAAUGUUGUUCAACAAGCUUCUGAACCGCCAAGCAAGAAGAAACCAGCUGAUCCGUCAGUGCCUAAAGACACUUUUGAUUCUAAAUAUCAACUCUUGGAGGAUGAAGUGCUUGGGUGCGGUGGCUGUGCCAUAGUGUACAAAGGGAUCCGUAAAUCGGAUGGCACUCCGGUUGCCAUCAAGCGAAUAAUCAAACGAAAGAAUGAAAGGACUCUUCAGAUUCCUGGAUACCCCAAACCACUUAUUACAGAAGUGGCGCUGAUGCUUAAGUUAGGAGAAGCGCCCUCAUGCCCCAAUGUCAUACAGAUGUAUGACUGGUACGAGACUAAACACUUUUACACGCUCGUGUUGGAGUACCCACUGCACAGCGAAUCCUUGUUGCUAUUUGUUCUUCUUGAAGAAAAACUAAGUGAAAAUACAGCAAGACAUCUCAUGCGUCAGGCGUUACUGGCAGUGCAACACUGUCUGGAUAAUGGAGUUUUUCACACCGACAUCCAUCCCGGAAACUUCUUGGUGCAGCAAUCAACAAUGAGCCUGAAGUUAAUUGACUUUGGGCUUGGACAUUAUCUGACGCAUGAGGCCUAUGAUUCCUGUGACUUUAUGGGAGCUCCAUGUUGCACCCCGCUUGAGAUCGAAACGGCUAAGAAAUUCCACGCCGUGCCAGCAAACGUCUGGGCCUUAGGUACUAUGCUGUACUUCAUGGUGCUUGGAUCUUUCCCCUGUCCUUUAAACGAGUUUAAUUCCGGGAAUCUGGAGACAAAUGAGAUGGAUUUAUCAAAGGAAAUCUGUGAUCUGUUAAGUUGGUGCCUGGCCCUGAAUCCAAGUGAUCGUCCGACGCUCAAGCAGAUCUUAGAUCAUGACUGGUUUAAAACUGAGUCUGAUGAAGAAGAGCUACUCGGAUACAAAAUGAGGGCAAUAUCCACAGAAAAUAAAAAGGAUGAAGCUGAAUGACUGAAGAAGAGGGGAAUGAUUGGAGAUGCUGUUUUCAUCAUCCUGAGACAUAUGGAGUUUGCUAAUCAUGUUUACGGAUAAAUAAGUUUCUAUAACCAGAAAGCGAGAAUAGCACAGACAUUAAAAGGGCCUCAAUUUCUCAGGAGGAACUCAUUUUUGCACACUUUCUGCAUAAUGUUGUAUUUCAGACUUCAUGAUCACAGACCGCUGGCUGAACAUCUGAUGCAGAUCCUGUCUCAUCCUUGAACACAUAAAAAAAAAAUGUUUUAAUUCUUAAUGUUUUUAUAUUUUAAAGUUGUAUAAUAAAGUAUCUAAUAUAUAGUA
Messenger RNA from Misgurnus anguillicaudatus (oriental weatherfish), 2404 nucleotides. The record is from RefSeq and is a predicted model, not a curated record. NCBI's taxonomy places the organism in Eukaryota, Metazoa, Chordata, Actinopteri, Cypriniformes, Cobitidae.